Durusdinium trenchii is the source of this 1089-nucleotide messenger RNA. The record is from the annotation of a GenBank genome assembly. NCBI's taxonomy places the organism in Eukaryota, Dinophyceae, Suessiales, Symbiodiniaceae.
AUGCUCCAUUUGGGUGGUUCAGUCUUCUGGAUUAUCGUCACAGAGGGCAUCUUCGAUCAGCUGGAUGAAGAGUCCUGGUAUCCGAUCCCAACGCCUGGGCCAGGAACCUCAGCAUUUUUUCAUGGUGAGACCAGAAUCGGCCGGAGAGGCACGACACCGAGAGGACACGAUCCCCGGCUUUACAACGCAGCCGCUGCCAAGUGGAAAGAGAUCACGAAGAUUCACGAAGUGCUUUAUUUGGUGGAUCCGGACGACCCGAGCCAGUUCAUCACGGACUCGGAGAAGUCCGAGGAGCGGAGCAAGACGAAGCGGUAUCCCAGUGGAAGGGCCGGUGACCCCUUCCUGAGAAAGGAGUGGUAUGACAUCAAGGCAGCUCCCAGCAUGUUCUCGGUGCGCCAAUGUGGGAAGACAUUGGUCUCUCGAACCCAAGGCACGAAGAUCGCCACAGAGGAGCUGAAGGGCCGAGUCUUGGAGGCCCUCGGGCCCUCUGUGAACUUGGCCGACUUGAACAACGAUGAGGACCAAGCGUCCAAGAAGAUUCGCCUGUGCAUCGAGGAGGUGCAGGGCCGAAGCUGCCUCACCGACUUCCAUGGAAUGACGCUGACCCGCGACAAGAUUUGCUCGUUGAUCAAGAAAUGGCAGACCCUCAUUGAGGCCCAUGUGGACGUGAAGACCACUGAUGGCUACGUGGUGCGAAUGUUCUGCAUCGCCUUUACCAAGCGCCGCCCAGAUCAGGUGAGGGCCAACUGCUACGCCCAGUCGGCACAGAUCCGCAAGAUUCGUCGGAAGAUGGUGGAGGUGAUGCAGCAGGAGGCCUCGAAGGUCCAGCUGAGGGAGUUGGUCAAGAAGCUCAUCCCUGAGUCCAUCGGCAAGGAGAUUGAGAAGCAGGCCCAAGGCAUCUUUCCCUUGAAGGAUGUGCUGAUCCGCAAGGUGAAGAUCUUGAAAAAGCCCAAGUUCGACAUCACCAAGCUCAUGGAGCUGCACGGUGACGGUGGUGAUGAUGUGGGAGUUGAGAUGAUGCGUCCAGAGGCAGACGAUGCAGUGAACACUCUGACGGCAGAUGUGACUGCCGCGGCGGCGGAUGAGUGA